UGGGAGGAGGCGUGCCCGAUUGAAGGUUUCUGGGCCAGGAAAUCGAAACUGUGUGUGACGGGGAGAGGGGAGCUUGUAACCUCUUUGUUUUUUUUAACCGCUCGAUCGAAGAAGAGAUCCCGUAGAGAAAGAGAGCAAUCUGACGUUUACUCCGAAGUAAAUUCUCCCCCUGCACACUUCCAGACGGGAAGCGGCCGAAGGUUGCCAAAAGAUUUGAACUGACAGCACAUCUGUAUAUCUCCAAUGGGUACUCAGAAGCCUCUCCUUGUGCCCUGGCUGAUAGAGCAAUUGAACAACCAGCGAUACCCAGGUGUGUCCUGGCUCAACUCAGAAAAAACACUUUUCCGAGUGCCAUGGAAGCAUGCCUCACGGCAGAGCAUUAAUCCAAGAGAUUUUCAGAUCUUUGAGGAUUGGGCCAUUGCUAGACACCUUUACAACCCAGAAAUAGAUCCUCGGACUCCUUCAGAAUGGAAAAGGAACUUCCGCUCUGCUUUGAACCGAAAAGAGGGUAUUGAGAUGGUGGAGGAUAAGAGCACUGACCCUGAAGAUCCUCACAAAGUCUAUAAAAUCAGCGUUAAUAUUGACCACCUAAAUAAUCCAGCUGUGGAGUUUAUUCAGGCACCAUUGAUUCCAGCUGAAAAUAGGAGGUCACAGGGAAUGAGUUCAACAUUUAGUCAGGAUGAAACACAGGAGAAUGUGCCGAGUCCCUUGGAUCAUUCCAGUUUUGAUAAUGCCCUAGAAGAAGACUCUCCAAUAUGGUAUCAAACUCUAUCCAAAUUGGAUCUGGAUAGUUCUACAACACCAAUGACUCCAUUGGAACCAACCGUGGGAACCAAUGAAUUUGUUCCAUAUUCAGGAAUGGCAGCAGAAGAUACAAUUGGUUAUGGAAACCCACCUUCAUCCAGUUUAGAAUUGUAUUCACCUAUUGCCAUGAACUCACCAUUGGAACAACUGAUAACAACUCCAUUUGAGACAGAUUUUGAGGUUCGGACUUUUUAUCGAGGUCGUCAGGUGUUACACCAAGUGAUCGAUAAAGUGAACUCCCGAGGCCUGUGCUUUGUGCCUCCUGGUAUCCGUGGCAAUUAUCUUGAUUUGACAGAUGUAUCAUUGCCUGACCCUAUCAUUUUGAAUGAUAAGCUGCAAGCAGAGUACACACUUCGCCUUCUCAAAGGAGUGUCUCCAGGUGUGCUUCUCCGUAUCGAGGGAAACCAACUGUGGGGCAUGCGCAGAGGUACUUGCCAUGUCUACUGGAGCCAAUCUGAAAUUCAGGAAGAUGGCAUACAGCAUGGAAACCUACUAAAGGAAAAGUUUGUUCCCAUUUUCAAUCUGCAGCUUUUCGUAUCAGAUUUAAUUGGGUACAUGGAAGGGCGCAAUGGUUGUCCUAAUUACAAUUGGUGGUUAUGCUUCGGGGAAGAAUGGCCUGACUCCAAUUGUGUCUGGAAGAAAAAACUGAUCAUGGUACAAGUAAUUCCCAAGGUUUUAGAAACUCUUUGUGAACUGGGCAAAACUCAUGGGGCAUCAUCAUUAAAUGAUAACGAACCAGAUUUAAGGAUUUCAGAUCCUCUACAACAGCAACAAUUUUUGGAGCAGCUGCGAAAAUGGGAAGGAAAGAUGGAUACAGUUUAGAAACUAGCUAUACUGUGCUAUACUACAUGUUGUUCGAUAUCAUUCAACUACUUUUGGAUUCUUCUACAGCAGAAUGAUAUUUUUUCUUUCCUAUGAAAAGCUGAACAAUGAGAAUUGAAAUGUAGCCUGGAAUUUUUGAGUUAAUGUUUCUCUCCUCCUGCCAAGCUUCUGGUUUGGGGCCUAUAUACUGCCUGGAACCGUGAUGGCGAACCUAUGGCAUGCGUGCCACAGGUGGCAUGCACAGGGCAUGUGAGCCCCAGCCAA
Pseudonaja textilis is the source of this 1890-nucleotide messenger RNA. The record is from RefSeq and is a predicted model, not a curated record. Lineage: Eukaryota; Metazoa; Chordata; Lepidosauria; Squamata; Elapidae.